Messenger RNA from Lachancea mirantina, 1188 nucleotides. NCBI's taxonomy places the organism in Eukaryota, Fungi, Ascomycota, Saccharomycetes, Saccharomycetales, Saccharomycetaceae. The record is from the annotation of a GenBank genome assembly.
AUGCCCGUGCGCCCGCACAGACCACGCCGCAGAGCGUCCCGCAGAACGCCCUGCACGCCAGAUAGCGUUACCGGCUGGGCUACCGGCCGCGUGCCUACCGGAAAAACCUCUUCUGCGCACCGCCGGCUACCCCGGUGCGCCAUACGUCAGAAAACCUUUGGAAGCAGCGCCGUGCGCUGCGCUGUGCGCUGCGCUCGGCAGCGUCCUUUCUAUAUAAACCGUGUGCUUGUCGCCUCCUUCCAUCCGGUCGCGUGGUCCAUCUCGGCUUGCACGGUCAGGUCCGUCAUGUCGCCCCGAGAAGACCAACGACCUUACAAAUGCGACUUGUGUGGCAAGGGCUUCCACCGCCUCGAGCACAAGCGCAGACACAUCCGCACCCACACGGGCGAAAAACCGCAUGCCUGUAAUUUCCCCGGCUGCGUCAAACGAUUUAGCCGCAGCGACGAGUUGAAGCGUCACGUGCGCACACACAUGAGUACAUCCCGCCGCAAAACGCGGAGCCGGCUCGGCAGUGCCGGCAGCCCAGGCGGUCCGGCCGACGCCGGAGCCGCGGUCGGAGUUCACCAUCCGGUGGUGGUGCACCAACUGCAUGCGCUUGCGCAGGCGGUUGUUGGGCCCGUGCUACAGCCGCUCGCGCAGCCCGUGUUACCCGCCCUGCAUGCGGCGCCGCUGCAGUUACCCGUACCGAGGCCCACCUCGUCGAUGAUGCUCUCGGUCCCGUCCGCGGCCGCCGUCUCUGCGGCGUCGUCUCUGCGGUCGAGCGCGUCUUCGCUCAGUUCUGUGUUCUCGCACACGGGCAGCGCGCUUGCUUCGCCCCAGGUGUCCUCGUUGGAUCUGUACGCGGCGGGCGGAGCCGGCGGCGCUAGCGGCGCUAGCGGAUUUAGCGGAUAUAGCGGCGUCUACGGCUCGCCUCCUCUUGCCGCCAAGAAAUGCCUGUCUCUGCACUCGGUGCUGAACGGCGGCUCCGCGGCAGCCGCUCAAUCCGCGUCUGUGGCUGCGCCACAGACGCCACAAACACUGUGGCCCCUGCCUCGGCGGCAAUCGCGGCGCGCCCGGUUUGAGCUCACUACGGACGACUCGAAGUCCGAUAGCGAUAGCGACGCAAUUGCGUCGCCUACCGAGGUCAAACUGCCCCCAUUGCGCAGCAUGCUGCAUGGCAUAGACCAGUACAAUGCCGGUGCGCGGUGA